This is a messenger RNA of Aspergillus ibericus CBS 121593, 1492 nucleotides long. RefSeq names its product MFS general substrate transporter. The record is from RefSeq and is a predicted model, not a curated record. The transcript has a single exon. Lineage: Eukaryota; Fungi; Ascomycota; Eurotiomycetes; Eurotiales; Aspergillaceae. Gene Ontology annotation, biological process: transmembrane transport. Gene Ontology annotation, molecular function: transmembrane transporter activity. Bases 64 to 1428 code for a protein of 454 amino acids.
CCUGAUUCUGACACAUCACGCCCCCAAACGCAGCCGCAUACCCAAUACUCACCAUAGGUCUGGAUGGGAGGUGGCGCUGGCAGUGACGAGGGUGCCAUCCGCCAGGAUGAUGUCGUAGCAAUGGACGUUGUCGCAGAUGAAGCCAUGCUGAUAGCCGGCCGUACCAUCCAAGGAGUCGGCGCCGGAGGCAUGUAUGUCCUGCUCGACAUUGUCUGCGCCGACCUGGUGCCGCUUCGCGAGCGCGGCAAAUACCUAGGCCUCAUGUUCUCCUGGUCCGGCCUGGCCGCAGCCCUGGGCCCCGUCGUCGUCGGUGCCCUCGCCGAAGCCAACUGGCGCUGGAUCUUCUACCUGAACAUCCCCAUCUGCGCCGUCGCCCUGGUGGCCAUCCUACUCUUCAUGCGCGUGAAAUCUGGUGCCCACCCUAACCACACCAGCCCCCUUCCCUCCCCACCCAGUCGCCUCGACUACCUCGGCACCCUCAUCUUCAUCCCCAGCAUGAUCUCCCUCCUGCUAGGUCUCAUCCAGGGCGGGGUCGACCACCCAUGGUCCUCCUGGCAUAUCAUCACUCCCCUCAUCCUCGGCAUCAUGGGCUGGAUCAUCUUCCACAUCCAACAAACCCUCACCUCCACCCCCAGCAUCCCACCUCAUCUCUUCACCACCCGCACCUCCGCAACCGCCUACCUCCUCACCUUCCUCUCCUCCAUCCUCGUCCAAGCCCUCUCCUACUUCCUCCCCAUCUACUUCCAAGCCGUCCACGCCACUACCGUCCCCCGCUCCGGCAUCUCCUUCCUCCCCUUCGCCAUCGGAACCCUCUUCUUCGCCGUCCUGGCAGGCACCCUCCUUAGCGUCUUUGGCGCCUACCGACCCCUUCACGCCAUUGCGUUCGCCUUCUCCGCAGUCUCAUUCGGCCUAUUAACCCUUCUCGACGAGUCCUCGACCACCGUUGAAUGGGUUUUCUAUCAACUCAUUGCGGCCGUCGGCGCAGGGAUGAUUCUCUCCGUCCUUCUGCCGGCGAUUAUGGCCGCGUUGCCGGAAAGGGAUGUCGCGGCCGCGACGGCGGCGUAUAGUUUUGUUCGCACGUUCGGGUAUAUCUGGGGUGUGACGGUUGCGUCGGUGGUGUUUGAUGCAGUGGUGGGAGGGGAGCUUGCGGGGGUGCGGGAUGCGCGGGUUAGGGGCGAGUUAGAGCGCGGAGGGGCGUAUGCGUUUGCGAGUCAGAUGCAUGGGAUGAAGGGGGUGAUGGGGGAGGAUGAGUGGAAGGUGGUGGUGGGGGUGUAUGUUAAGGGGUUGAGGAUAGUGUGGUGGGUGGGUUUGGGAAUCAGUUGUUUGAGGUUGGGGGCGGUGUGGAUGGCAAAGGGACUGGAGUUGAGGAAGGAGUUGGAGACGGAGUAUGGGAUUGAUGAGGGGGAGAAGAGGGGGGAUACAUCGUAACGUGAUAGGGCAUGCCCAUCUAGCAGGAUACAAGUAUACCAUCCAAAUCAUUGCAUUCUCUCAA